Pseudonaja textilis is the source of this 3375-nucleotide messenger RNA. It is a transcript of the gene GSDME, whose product is annotated as gasdermin E. Gene Ontology annotation, cellular component: cytoplasm. Gene Ontology annotation, biological process: programmed cell death. NCBI's taxonomy places the organism in Eukaryota, Metazoa, Chordata, Lepidosauria, Squamata, Elapidae. The record is from RefSeq and is a predicted model, not a curated record.
AAAGAAAGCGCGAGUUCGGAAAGCGGAUCAGGAGAAGGCUCGGCCACAGUCAAGCGGGAAGGCAUCGCGGUCUGGAGCGACAGGCCCUAACAAUAGCGUGUGGACGGGAACAAUUGCGAAGGGCUUGGUCCUGCGCCGUGGAGUUCUUGUCGACUCUUGGAAAUUGUGAGCAAAAAAAAAGAAGUGUAAGGAAGACUGCAAAUGCUAUUCUAGGUGAAAGCCGCCUUUUCCUGCACUGGGAUUUUUGUUGAGUAUCUCCCAUCCUUAGGAUGUUUGCAAAAGCAACCAAGACUUUUGUGAAAGAGGUUGACUGUGGAGGAGACUUAAUAUCUGUGUCAUCCCUGAAUAUCUUAGAUAAAAUAGAGUUCCUGAAUUUAGUCACAAAGAAAAAGAAAACCUGGUGCUGGCAAAAUCCAAAGUAUCAUCUCUCAUCAGUGUCAUUGAAUGAUCUGCUUGCCCAAGAUAUGCAUGGACCUAUAAAGCCAGUUAUUGUAGAAUCUGACUUUGUGAAGUAUGAAAGCAAGUUUGAAGACUGCAUCAGAGGAAGCGUUGAUACUUCAGUAGGAAGAAUUAAUUUAGGAAGCGGAGGAAGCAAUGUUGUGGAAGGUCUGUCCUCUUUUGGAAAUCUUAAAAAGCAAGAAGUUGACUUGCGCAAACUUAUGAAAGAUGUGAAGAAAAGAUCAAUAAAUCUACAGGCUUCAUUAUUGGAACAAAUGCUUGAAAGAAAGAGUGAUGUUCUUUGUAUCCUUACAGAAAAAAUAUUGACAACUCAGAAAUGUUUAAUAUCUGAACAUAUUCAAAAAGAGGAAAAAAUUGCUGGAAUGGUGGGGAUAAAUGCAAAAAUUAUAAAGGUAUCAGUGAAUGAAAAUGGAAAUAUAAUUAAGAACUCUAAUGUAGUAUUGGAGAUCCCUGCUUCAACUGCAAUUGCUUAUGGUAUAAUAGAAUUGUAUGUAAAGCGUGAUGGUCAAUUUGAAUUGUGCCUCCUUCAUGACCAACAAGGUGGUUUUGAAAGGGGGGCUAUAGAAGGCCCAGCUUACCAUUCUUCAGCCUUCAAAGAUGCUUGCUGCCCUCAUCUUUUUGAUGUUGUGGAUAAUGAGAAAUUGUCUGGACUUGAAAGACCUAUUCCAAGUGAUGCUUCACUUAACAUUCUAAGCAAAGAUGUCCUCCAAUUAAAGACCCAGUUCCAACCUUUUAUAAAUCUAUCAGAAGAAAAGCAAAGAGCUUUAUAUCAGAUGAUCUGUGACCUUUUGCUUCAUGAAGAAACAGUGAUGCAACUAGAAAAUGUGCUGGUCAGUUUAUGUUCUGAGAGGAGUCCAGGCAUCAUAUCAAUGGAGGAAUUACAGUUACCAGAGAAACCAUGUUUAGAAGAAUUUCUACAGCUUGUGGGUGUACAUUUACAGAGCAAAUGUCAGAUUUACAAUAAAGAGCUUUUCCUAGCUGCUCAUUUCCUUCUCAGUGCUCUAGCAGAACUGUCAAGUUAUUCCUUAAUGCUGCUGCUAGCCUGCUGUGACCUCCAGCUUGUCCCUACCCUGUGUUUCUUGCCUAAUAUGACCUUAGAAGAUGGUACAGUGACACUUGCAGAUCCUGUACUGGCUCCACUUGCUGACCCAGGAAAGUUUCAGAUAGCACAGAAGCUAUUCGCUUUAUCAAACAUUAACCUUGAAAUGACGGAAUCUUCUAUCAAAGCUGUAACCAUGAAAAAAAACAUUUUUUCCCCAAUCGUUCUAUAUAUAGCGUUGAAUGGCCUCCAUGCAUUAGGUUAUGAAAAGACAAGAACUGAUGAAGCUGUUUGAAGAGUUUAAUACUACAAGUGUCUCUGUUUAAUGCCUCAUAGUGAUGAACCGCUAAAGAUGUCCAUGCAGUUGGAAUAUCUGGACUGUGUUAUUGGAGCAAGGCAAAUUCUGAAAUUAAUUAUAUGAAUGAAAAAAUGCAAAGAUAAAAAAACCCAUGUAGGGAUACUUGGUGAGAUGUUUGACACUCCUGUAUUAUUUUAAAGUUAAGAAAGAUUACAUGUCCUCACUUUUCAGCCAUUUAUUCAGCACCCGUUCAAAGUUACAACAACGCAGAAAAAAGUAAUUUUAUGGCCCAUUUACUGCCACUCACAACCUUCACAGCAUCCAUCAGCCAUAUGAAUGCCAUUACAGUCAGUAUGUACUGUCUUGGACCAGACCUGUGGGAUUUUUUUUUUUCUUUCCCUUGUAGAGAGAUCUGAGAGAGAUUUCAACAAAGCAAGCAGUUUGCUGUUCUACAUAUCAUAAUCAUGCUAGCAGCAAAGAAGGCUCAGGCAAAGGAGAGAUUGCCUACAUAAAUUGCUUGGUUUUUUUUUUCUUUCCCCUACCCCCACCUGAGUGGAGGGUUUGGAAAGAAAGGGGUUUCAAGAGAAUGGCUAGUCUAGUCCUAGAUUGUGACAGUUGCAUUAUUUUUAUGAAAACAAGACAGCAAGGUCCACUUAGCAAUGGCUUUAUUUAGCAUUAGAGUUGCCAGUGUCAGAGCUGUGAAAAAUUUCUUGUAUUAGUGAUUGUGCUUCCGUACUAAUCUUAUUUUCCUUAAAAACUAGAGCAGUGGUCCCAACCUUUUGGGCACCAGGGACCUGUUCUAUGGAGAGAGGUUUUUCUGUGAACCGGAGGGAAGUGGUUUUGCAUGCUGCCUGCAUCGUGCAUCCUGGUUUCUGGCAUGCUGUGGCCUGGUACUGGUCUACAGACCGGGGGGGGGGGGGUACCCCUGAAUUAGAGUAUAUUCUAAUUGAACACCAUUAUGUGGCAACAGACAGUUUUCAAAACUGAGAAAAGAGCAUCAUGAAACAGGAGAAUAAUUGAAAGGGCCAUUUAAGCAAUCAAUUAAAAAAUUAAGCAAUACAGGAAUAAAUUUAAAGCAUGUUCUCAAUUGUUGGGCUUGCCUUUGGAGCAGUUAUUUAGAUUAGAACCAAAUAUCACAAAGAAUGUGGCAAGUUUCUAAGUGUUUCUUUAUGGUAUGGCAGAAAAGCUGGGAACUACAGCAUCCAUUUUGGGAGUCAUAUUUUUAACCUUUCUAGCUAUAAAGGCAUUUUUAUUUACCUACUUGAUUAAUGUGACGUGUACCAAAACUGCAGGCCUCAAAGCUGCCUCUUUUGGACAGAUGUUUUUGGAGGGGGGGGAGAAAUAUGUUAAGGAGAAAAAUGUAAUUUUUAGCUUCUCAGAUAUUGACCAUGGUAUAUAAAACCCAUUCAAUUCCAUCCACAUCUGUUAGCAAAGCCAUAGGGACUCAAACCAAUGGAAGUUAACAGAUUUUGGAUAUUAUAUUCACAGCACUUAUUAAAUGCUAUUAUAAGGUAUAUUUGGAAUGAUAGUUUUUCAGUGUUUUAAUUAGGCAUAUACAGUGCAAAAAUAUGAUUUGUUA